Molecule: messenger RNA, 4390 nt
Organism: Oryzias latipes (Japanese medaka)
Lineage: Eukaryota; Metazoa; Chordata; Actinopteri; Beloniformes; Adrianichthyidae
Gene: ptger2a
Product: prostaglandin E receptor 2a (subtype EP2)
Biological process (GO): inflammatory response; cellular response to prostaglandin E stimulus; positive regulation of cytosolic calcium ion concentration
Cellular component (GO): plasma membrane
Molecular function (GO): prostaglandin E receptor activity
Source: RefSeq, a predicted model, not a curated record
GGAAAACGAACACUUCCUAGUUUGACUCGUGCUGGACUGCAGUUAUGCAGCAAACACAAGUCUGAUCAGUUCCUGGAAUAUUAUUCUGCGCAGUUUCAACCCACGGUGGGUGUGUUCGUCUUGAGUGACGUCACCGCGGUCCUCGUGCCUGUUCAUGCCCGCCUCUUUGUCAUUUCGCCGCGUGCCUCUCCCUGCGUCCACACCUGACGGCGCAUCGGCUCUGCUCGGAACACGGACCGGGUCAAGUCUCGCGGGCUCGGUUCGUGACUUGGAUUCUACGACAAGGACAUAAAGGCGCGCGCGGUUUUUAAAGAACAGGAUGGAUGCAGAUAACCACUUGGACAUUCACUUUUGAGGCCUUUUUAUUAAAAAAACAACAACUCGUGUCCUGAUCACCCAGGUCAACAUUUGACUAUGCUGAAUGACUCAUGCCACAACAAGUCCCAUAUCGACCCCAGCCACACCCCUGUGCCCAGCGCCAUCAUGUUCGCUGCAGGCAUCUUCGGCAACGGGCUGGCCUUGGUCAUCCUGGAGCUGCGGCGACGCCGGCAGGCCAAGAAGGACGGCCAGAAGCACAGUGCGCUGUUUCACAUCCUCAUCACUGCUCUGGUGGUGACCGACCUGACCGGGACCUGCCUGGCCAGCCCCAUCGUGCUGGUGGCGUACGCUUACAACACCACUCUCAUCUUGUUGUCAUCCACAACCUACCACAACCUGACUUUAAACCAGACGGUCACUGUGAGCAAACCGAUCGUGUGUCAGUACUUUGGUUUCACGAUGACCUUCUUCAGCCUCGUCACGUUGUCACUCCUCUUUACUACAGCCCUGGAUCGAUGUUUCGCCAUAGGGUACCCCUACCUGUAUAGCCGCCACGUCACCAAGAAAUGGGCUUACAUCAUAAUACCGCUGUUGUUUGUUUUUUCUACAUUAUUUUGCCUGCUUCCAUUCUUUAAAUUCGGUUUAUACGUGCAGUACUGCCCAGGCACGUGGUGUUUCAUCGACAUGAACCCAAAGGAGCCCGAACACCGUGCCUACGCUAACCUGUAUGCCACGGUAAUGCUGGUGCUGGUGCUGACCAUUGUGGUGUGCAAUGGUUUUGUGGUAAAGCAGCUGUUCAUGAUGUACCAGCGCCGCAAAAGGCAAGGAUCCAUCGUUACGUUGGCCAAGAGGUCCAACAGCCACCGCAAGUUGGUGUCCAUGGCAGAGGAGGUGGAGCAUCUCAUCUUGAUCUUCAUCAUGACCAUCAUAUUCAUCAUCUGCACACUACCGCUUGUGAUCCGGGUCUACAUGAACUCCAUAUUCAGGGAAAAGGAAUCUCACAUUUUGGAUCUGACGGCGCUCCGUUUCAUCUCCAUCAACUCCAUUAUCGACCCCUGGGUCUUCAUCCUGCUCUCGCCCAGCGUGGUUCACUUCUUCCUCUUUUCCGUCUGCCACGCCCCCUUUGGAAGCUCCAGGGAUUCUGUUUGUAAAGCAUCGUUGGUUAGGGAAACUGAACUGACCAGCGCACGGCGGCCCGGCGAGGACUUUACUUCUCGGGAAAACAUUUGACUGGAGCUAGACACUUUAUUUAAUUUAUAUUUAUUGGUAACAGGAAUGGAAAGGCUAAUCUCCACUCCGGGAAGGUUUGAUGGUCUGCAGCAACCAUAUGGUUGGAGUUUCCAGUCGAAACCUCUGAGACCUUCUCUAAUUCGCCGUUUCGCCGCUGGGAGUGAAAGCCAUUGGCUUCAAGGAGCGAGCCGACGGUUUGUGUCAGUGUUAGAGAAAGAUUUGACAAAAGGAAAUCAUUCAGUCAGGAAGAAAACUGGUAGCAAGGGUCUAGAAAUAGAAUACAAAGGUACUUCACAAACAGUUUUCUUAGGCAAAACAAUCAGAAAAGCAAAGGUCGAGAUUGUUCAAAUGAAUCAAUACCUGCUGCUUUAUUUCAUCAUAAAGAAAUCCUUUAAGGAUUGGCAAUCCUUUAAGGAUUUAAGGACCUCAGGCUACCUUUAGUCUGCAGCUAUUCUAGAAGGAGAAAACCGCAAGAAACCUAGAGGCAGCAAUUUCUCUCUUAAAAACAGUCCUUGAUACUAUUCAUAUCAAGGAAUUAUUGCCCUGUAGGACAGCAGUGAUCUUGUAGACCACUGUGAGUGACUGAAGGUUUAUUGGACAAUUUCAAACCUUUGUACGUUUAAGAGUGUAUUUGUGCAAUUUUCACUAAAGUAGACUUCACGAUACUCCUAGUUCAGGUACCCCAAACCAAAAGUGCCACAGAAGUAGGAUGAUACUGACAUGUAUUGUAUUAAAUCAAACCAUGCUGACGCCUUCAGAAAUUUGGCCUAAACCUUAGUCACGUGCACUAGGGUUGACCCGCACAAGUGCAGGUUUUUGGGUUGUCUGGAGGGCCGUAGAGAGAAGUGGCCGCAUCUCAAGGGGGGCGCAGGUGUGAGGUUCCUACCGUGACCUCAAACAUGAAAAUGGAUUUGUUGUCUGUUUGUUAAAUGUAUCGGGAGUAUUUGUAGCACUUAUGAUGUAAUCUGUCUUACGGUGCCCCCAUACAAAAUUCUGGUCUUAAGUAAGGUGCGAGUACUGGCCCUUUACUAACCCUAACCCGAAUGGCGAAUACAUGGCGUGUCCAAGUAAGGAGGCCCAAAGGAUUUUCACACAAACUACGCUCUGAUUGUUUAAUUUCCUGUUUUUUAAUAGUUGGGCACCAACAGACCCCUUGCGCAGACCACAGGAUUUGGAAGGGGGGAGUCGAAAAGCAAAAUAAUCUGUCCCACACACCGGUGUUUCACCUACUCCACCCUUACUUACCCUUUUGCUAUGGCUUUUUGCCUGCAGCAUGCCCAUAGAAAAAUGUGCUUGAACAAUUCGCACUACGGGCUCAUUCUGUGACCGUGUCCUGUACUGGUUUUCCCAUUUGUCGACCUGGAAAGCCCAUAUCGAGUUGCAAGUGCAGUUUUAGUGUUCACACUGAUCUCUUUAGGAAGGGUGAAACCUCUGAAGUGGUAUGACCCGAUCAUGCCAGCCAUGUAGUACUAGAAAACAAUGGUCUCAGUUGGUUUGCAAGUGAACUUUGGUGUGGUUUUCUAUCAUCUGAAUGCUGGAUUUUCCAAAACACUUUGAACGUCAGCAAUCAAAAAGAAAAUAAAGAAAAAUGACUACAACUCAAAUCCGAAGCAGCUCCAAUAAUGACACACUUGGAGAAGGUCUCAUCUGGAAACGGGAUACAAAGGAAAGGUGAAGAUGAUUAAUCGCUAGCUACUCGUUUGACACUGAAACGAGCAGCUUUUUGUAACGCUUUCAGGCAUUUAAGCUCUCUCAAACCCAUGACUCUCCACAGCAGACCAUCAACACUUAUGGCAGCUCACUUUUUUUGUGUCAAUGUGAAAAUGCUCUAUAGAAGAAUAAAAAACCAUUAAUCAUAGCAAAACAGUGCUCCUACUUCAUUUCAUGUGUAUCACGUGUGUAAACCCAUGAUUGUACCUUAAAGAAAAUCUGCCUUAAUGAAGAAUUAUUUUAAAAAAGUGUCUUUAUUGGUGUGCAAUUAUAUUCAUGCUAGACUUUUCUGGAAAUAUCAGUGGUUCUCACCACUUCCUGCCUGCAUUUCUCUUAGAAAGAUAUCCGGAAAGAAAAACAUUAAAGGAUCUACUUAAAUCUGAAGUGCCACUUGAUCUCCAUUGACUUUACAAGGGAUCCUCCUGAAACGCCCAUUUGACGUGUGAUUGUCCAAAGCACUGUCAAAAAAACAUGGAGCCAAAUGGAAAGUUGAAUGAAUCCUCUUGUUUUGGGUCAAAGAUCCACUUAAAAAAAGGUUUCUAGCAGAAGAUUGACCAGAUGCAUAAGUAUAUCAACUGGAAGUACUUAGACGACUACUGAGCUUCCAGGAAAAUAAAGCAGCUCAUUUUAUUUGUCUUCCAGUUGCUUUAGCACUACUUUCCUUCAAAACAUGUUUCAACAGAGUUCAGAGUGUGGCAUUAAAAUGUGCUGUAACCCAUUUUUGGGGGACCUGAGGGCAUAGUUCUCUAAUAAAAAAAAAAAGCCGAAUAGGAAGUUUAAAUUGGUUUUUAUAACAAUUUUAAAAAAUGGUUAAAAAGUGGUAAAGAAUUUACCAAAUUUAUGAUAAGUGUUUACCGUAUUUAUGAGAUUUUCUUGUGCCCGUUCCAAAUAUGCUUUUAAUUUUUUCUUGCUUUCUUGUGUGUAUUUCGUUCUUGUUCUUUUUUGUACAUUUUCAUGUGCCGGCUAGCGCAAUGUGGUGUGAGUAUAUGUGAAAAACAAAAACAAAUGUAUGUUGAAGAAAUGGUUUUAAACCAGAGUUGUGGCUGAUGCCUUUUAAGUACUGUAAACCGAUCUAAAUGCACUGAAAGAUCCCGCUCUAAUGCUGAUGUAAAUUAAAACCUCAUGUGGCAAA